This is a messenger RNA of Perca fluviatilis (European perch), 1550 nucleotides long. It is a transcript of the gene figla, whose product is annotated as folliculogenesis specific bHLH transcription factor. Gene Ontology annotation, biological process: regulation of transcription by RNA polymerase II; developmental process. The transcript has 6 exons. The coding region runs from base 123 to 899 and encodes 258 amino acids. Gene Ontology annotation, molecular function: DNA-binding transcription factor activity, RNA polymerase II-specific; protein dimerization activity; RNA polymerase II transcription regulatory region sequence-specific DNA binding. Lineage: Eukaryota; Metazoa; Chordata; Actinopteri; Perciformes; Percidae. The record is from RefSeq and is a predicted model, not a curated record.
GGUCCUGCGUUCUCUCGCAGCUCUUCUCCUUCCUUUGAUGUUGACUUGAGAACAUGACUUGAAAUUAAAAAUAAUUUACAGAAGCAACCGAUUAUCGAGUCUAACAUUUGUUACUUGUUAAAAUGAAGGUGCCAGAGGAGGAAUUAAUGAGCGAUAUUUUGAAGCGGUUGACGGGCGAGUCUGCACUCCCUGCAUACAGCAACAUUGAAAAGUUCAGACGAGGAAAGGACGGCUUAUACUUCGUCGCGGAGGACUUUCAUGAAACUGUGAAAAAAAGGGAAUUGGUCAACGCCAAGGAACGACUAAGAAUCAGGAACUUGAACCACAUGUUCACCCGCUUGAAGCGAAUGGUGCCACUAAUGCGACCUGACCGCAAGCCCAGUAAAGUGGACACACUCAAAGCUGCAACAGAAUACAUUCGAUUACUUGUUGCAGUUUUGCAGGACACUGCCAGUGAUGGUGGCAGUGGGACUGAUUUCCUAAAGAAAGCAAUCACUUAUGGUCAGAAUGACGGCUUGGGCAACGACCUAUGGAGAGUGGAUGAUUUGCUGAGCUUGUCAGAGGAGCGCAUGGAAGAUGGUUUCACCAUGACCCCGGAACCGGUAUCUGAGGAUGGAGAUAUGAGCAGACUGGUGUUGCAACAUUGUGUGAUGCCUGCAUACCAGUUCAUCAUUCAAGUAGCACCGGAUCAGACUUUGAUGAAACUGUUGCCAUGGCUGAACCUGCCAUGGAACGCUGCGGCCUGCUUGUCUGUUGUGUGGGAUUUGUUGACCGCAGGGCGCUUCAACCAUUUUGCAGUUGGAGGAAAAGAAGAAGAAGAAGAAGAAGGAGGAGGAAUGGAUAGCCAGGUGGAAGGAAAAGUGACUCCAUUCUGGGAUGGGCUGCCAACCACUCUUUGACUGGCAGAAAAUGGUGAAACGCUACACUGACAAUUACAAAAGGUCCCCUUUCCUCAUCUGGCACGAGUCUGCAAGUACUAGAAGUCAUCAAGGAAACCCAAAAAGAGGCGCUCAGUGUUGUAUGUUUAUGCAUUUUUAUUUUUAUUCCUUUUAUUGAUGAAGCAGAAUGUAGCAAGUUGCAGUUUCAUUUAUGGUAAUUUUGUGUUGGUGGGGGUUAAGUUUGAGUCAAUUUGGAUGAAAUGUAAUCCACAGUUUAGUCCACAUUGUCUUCUGUUGUGCUAACUGUGUAGAGAGUUAAACAAUAAAAAUUAAAAAAGUGAACUCCGUAUUGAGAAAUGCGUGUUACCAAUUGUUAAAAUGCCAACUUGGGUACUCUAGCUAUAUAAUUCAAUGUGAGUACACAAAUGUUGAAAUGACAUAAAAUGUCUCCAUCUUUCAAAUACAUCUCCAAUAUUUACCUGUGGUUUGUAGCGUCUCUGGUCAUGCAACUGUUUGUUUUGCACUGUUUUUUGCACAGUACCUUUUUUGAAAAGGUAUCUGGAAGUCUGGAAUGUGUCUGUGACAUAGACUGUUAAUAUACAGUCUAUGGUCUGGGGACACUAGUUGUUGCACUUGACCAAUGACCAUUAAUAGCGCUUUAUGUUCUAUGCU